This is a messenger RNA of Neurospora crassa OR74A, 1290 nucleotides long. Its product is annotated as alcohol dehydrogenase. Gene Ontology annotation, molecular function: oxidoreductase activity, acting on the CH-OH group of donors, NAD or NADP as acceptor. The record is from RefSeq and is a predicted model, not a curated record. The coding region runs from base 269 to 1123 and encodes 284 amino acids. The transcript has a single exon. NCBI's taxonomy places the organism in Eukaryota, Fungi, Ascomycota, Sordariomycetes, Sordariales, Sordariaceae.
AUUGAUGAUGAGAUAAUAUAUGCAGUACAUAUGAUACAUUAAUCUGAAGCUCCCUUGGCUCAACACCAUCUCUUCGUGAUUACUGCUGGAAGUGACCUUGAGGAAAACUACACCGAGACCUUCUCUUCAUUCUUCCAUUGCCAGUUUAUACCCCAUUGAACCGCACCUCCUUUAUUCCAAAAGCAUAUCGAAAAGUCACAGUUUCACUACCCCAAAUCCCAAUCAACAACAACAGCAAUUCCCACCCUCCGAUUUUAAACCCCCCAAAAUGCCACCAACCAACCUCCUAGCCUCCAAAACCGCCAUCAUCACCGGCGGCACAACCGGCAUUGGCCGCGCCAUCACCCUCGCCUUUCUCGCCCAAGGCUGUUCCGUAGCCGUUAACCACCUCGACCUCCCGCGCGACCGACACCACGUCGACUCUUUAAUUGCCGAAGCCGCAGCCCUCAAGUCUUCCUCCUCUUCCUCCUCUUCACCGCAGCACACAACAAUAGGCUCUCUAGCCUUACUACCCGGCGACGUCCGCGACCCGUCCACCGGUCCAGCCCUAGUCAAGUUCGCCCUCGACACCUUCAAGACCAACCGCCUCGACAUUUGCGUCUCCAACGCCGGUAUCUGCCAAUUCGCCGAUUUCUUAGACAUGGAUGCCGACUUAUUCAGCAACACGGUCCGCACCAAUCUCGACGGAGCAUUCUACGUCGUCCAAGCGGCAGCCAGACAGAUGGCGCGUCACCAGGAUCCACCCGGGGGGUCAAUAAUAGGCAUCAGCUCCAUUUCGGCUUUGGUGGGAGGAGCAGGGCAGACGCAUUAUACGCCCACGAAAGCGGGGGUGUUGAGUCUGAUGCAGAGUAUGGCGUGUGCGUUGGGGAGGUAUGGGAUUAGGUGUAAUGCUAUACUGCCGGGGACGGUGGAGACGCAGUUGAAUGAAGGGGAUUUGAACGCUGACGAGGAAGAGGGAAGGGAGAAGAGGAGGUAUAUGGAGGGACGGAUACCGCUGGGACGAUUGGGACAACCAAAAGAUGUGGGUGGGCCGGCGGUGUUUUUGGCGUGUGAGGAGUUGAGUGGGUAUGUGACGGGGGCGCAGGUGUUGGUUGAUGGGGGAUUGUUUGUUAAUUUGCAGUGAUUAGGUUGGGAGGGGAGUGUAACCCAAGGGGUGGAAAUAGUUGAUAGGUAUGAUGAACAUCAUCUCUGCCAGGAAGGGUAAGUAAAAAGAAGAAAUUCUUGGCUUGAAAGGUAGUCGACAUUGAGGUGGUGAAUGACGGACUACUCCAACCCAACCCUACUAGUCUC